AUUGCCAAAUCGAUCUCAUUUUUUAAGUUUUAUUAAGAUUUAACGCAAUCAAUAGUUAUUCAUUUAUUAAAUUUGUUGUAAUAUUUUUUUACACUAUAUCUAUAAAUAAGCUCUAAAAUGAGUGCUGUCGAGUGGAUGGACAAGGCUUUGGAAAAAGCCCGGGAAUCCUUGAAAAAGGGCGAAGUUCCUGUUGGUUGUUUGUUCAUUUAUGAAGACGAAAUCAUCGCGACCGGUUACAAUACCGUGAACGAGACAAAAAAUGCCACUCGCCACGCCGAACUGAAUUGUAUUGACGAUGUGCUAGUCUAUUGUCGAAAAAAAAAUUAUGAUUAUAAGGAAGUCUUCAAAAAAAUUGACGUCGUUGUAACCGUCGAACCGUGCAUAAUGUGCGCUGCAGCCCUGCACCAGCUGCAAAUACGUAGUAUAACUUAUGGCUGUGCCAACGAUAGGUUUGGAGGUUGUAAAAGCGUUUUCGAGGUAUCACAAGUUUACGAUUCUCAUAAGAUUAAUGUAGUGGGUAGUGUAAAGGGCGAGGAAGCGAUGAAAUUACUCAAAGACUUUUAUAAGGGUACAAAUCCAAACGCUCCAGAAGCAAAAAAAGGGCGCAAGAAACAAGUGGACAAUAAAUGAGUCCUGAUUUGUUGAAAAAGCAUCGAAUUUAUUGUUGUAACCUUAAAGAUGUUACUGUUUUUGUUAUAUUGGGCCUAGUCGUUUAGAGACAAUAUUGUAUCUAUGUACAUUGUUGUAGAUUAUAAGAAAGAAAUUUUUAUAGGUCACGUUUAUUUUAAAGUCUACGAAUGAUUGAUAAUUAAGUUUGUCAAGUGUCAAGAUUUAGUUUUGUCAUUGUUAACAGUUGAAACUAAAUUUUGUACAAUAUGCUUUUUUGACAAAUUGAAACUCGAGUGUGGCACUGUAUAAAAACGGCCCAAAAAGUAUUUCUUCUCGGCACAUUGUUAUACUCAUCAAUACUUUGAUUACGUAAGAAUAAUUUACUCUCGGAACUUAACUCAUUUUUUUUUAUUUUUAGUUUUAUAAUUGAUAAA
Copidosoma floridanum is the source of this 1043-nucleotide messenger RNA. RefSeq names its product tRNA-specific adenosine-34 deaminase catalytic subunit ADAT2. The record is from RefSeq and is a predicted model, not a curated record. Gene Ontology annotation, cellular component: cytoplasm; nucleus. Gene Ontology annotation, molecular function: tRNA-specific adenosine-34 deaminase activity. NCBI's taxonomy places the organism in Eukaryota, Metazoa, Arthropoda, Insecta, Hymenoptera, Encyrtidae. Gene Ontology annotation, biological process: tRNA wobble adenosine to inosine editing.